UUCCUUGCCCUGAGAAAGAGGAGUCGUCAAACACCCGCAUUUUAUUGGCAAAAUCAAAAUCCAUCCUUUGAGGGAAGAGGAUUAAUGGAGGCAUUUGCGAGACGAUAAACGUGAACAGGCUUAAAGUAUGGCAUGUUGCAAAGAUGGUUUCUACCAAGAAGGAGCCAGGAACCACGAUGUCCUCCGGGGUCAGUUUUACCCUCUUGCACUUCCUGUGCCUGGCGGCUUGUUUAAACGAACCCCCAGGAGAUAUCAUAAAGGAGGAGAAAUUGCGUCCAGAGAAUUUCACCCACAUCCUGGACAGUUUACUCGAUGGUUAUGACAACAGACUUCGUCCUGGAUUUGGGGGUCCUGUUACAGAAGUGAAAACGGACAUAUAUGUCACCAGCUUUGGGCCUGUUUCUGAUGUGGAAAUGGAAUACACAAUGGAUGUCUUCUUUCGGCAAACAUGGAUUGACAAAAGACUAAAAUAUGAUGGCCCUAUUGAAAUUUUAAGGCUGAACAAUAUGAUGGUAACUAAAGUGUGGACACCUGAUACUUUCUUCAGGAAUGGGAAAAAAUCUGUCUCCCAUAAUAUGACAGCCCCAAACAAGCUCUUUAGAAUUAUGAGAAAUGGCACCAUUUUAUACACAAUGAGGCUUACCAUAAGUGCAGAGUGCCCUAUGAGAUUAGUGGAUUUCCCCAUGGAUGGUCAUGCAUGUCCCUUGAAAUUUGGGAGUUAUGCUUACCCAAAGAGUGAGAUGAUUUAUACCUGGACGAAAGGUCCUGAGAAGUCUGUGGAAGUUCCAAAAGAGUCUUCCAGUUUAGUUCAGUAUGACCUGGUUGGGCAAACAGUGUCCAGUGAAACCAUCAAAUCUAUUACAGGUGAAUACAUUGUUAUGACAGUUUACUUCCAUCUCAGAAGGAAAAUGGGUUAUUUCAUGAUUCAGACAUAUAUCCCAUGCAUCAUGACUGUGAUUCUUUCUCAAGUUUCUUUCUGGAUAAAUAAAGAAUCUGUUCCAGCUAGAACUGUGUUUGGAAUAACUACUGUUCUGACAAUGACAACUCUGAGCAUCAGUGCCAGGCAUUCCUUGCCAAAAGUGUCCUAUGCCACUGCCAUGGAUUGGUUCAUAGCUGUGUGCUUUGCCUUUGUGUUCUCUGCCCUCAUCGAGUUUGCUGCGGUCAAUUAUUUUACUAAUGUCCAAAUGGAAAAAGCCAAAAGGAAGCCAUCAAAACCCCAGCAGGAACUUUUGGCCCCUUCGGUUCAGAAAGAAAAGUGUUCUGAUGAACCACUUAAGAAUACAGAUGCCAAUUCAAAUGUGAGAAAAAGAACCAAUGUACCAGUUCAAUCUGAUGCUGAUGUUGGCAACAGGACCGAGACUGGAAACGCGUCCAUGGGAACUUCUGCAGAAGCUCAGGGGCUUUCUGGCACCACACCACGAUCACAUCUGGCUUCCAGUCCCAACCCAUUCAGUCGGGCAAAUGCAGCUGAGACAAUCUCUGCUGCUCGAGCACCUCCUCCAGCUCCUCCAUCCACUCCUAUUUUAACUGGGUAUAUGUCCCAGCUGGUCUCCACUGUCUCUCCAGCGAGGCGUCAUGUUUUUGGAUCGAGACUGAAACAGAUCCAAACCAAGGUCAAUACUUUUGGAUCUUCUGGAAAAUCGUCGGCUGUCACGCCUCCCCCUGCGCCCCCACCUUUAGGCUCUGGCACGAGUAAAAUAGACAAAUAUGCCCGGAUUCUCUUCCCUGUCACAUUUGGAGCAUUUAAUAUGGUCUACUGGGUAGUCUACUUAUCUAAGGACCCUAUGAAGAAAUCAGAAAGUUUAAUGUAG
This is a messenger RNA of Vombatus ursinus (common wombat), 1811 nucleotides long. RefSeq names its product gamma-aminobutyric acid type A receptor alpha4 subunit (gene GABRA4). Gene Ontology annotation, biological process: synaptic transmission, GABAergic; gamma-aminobutyric acid signaling pathway; signal transduction. Gene Ontology annotation, molecular function: inhibitory extracellular ligand-gated monoatomic ion channel activity; transmitter-gated monoatomic ion channel activity involved in regulation of postsynaptic membrane potential; GABA-gated chloride ion channel activity. Gene Ontology annotation, cellular component: synapse; GABA-A receptor complex; dendrite membrane. The transcript is spliced from 10 exons. Bases 144 to 1811 code for a protein of 555 amino acids. NCBI's taxonomy places the organism in Eukaryota, Metazoa, Chordata, Mammalia, Diprotodontia, Vombatidae. The record is from RefSeq and is a predicted model, not a curated record.